AUGAGGUUGGCCAGCAUUGGGGUUCGGGCCCGGAGGACUGCGGAGCCGUCUGAACCGGAGUCAGAGGAAGCAACAGAGCCGGCUCACCAUGAGCACCAUACAGAGCACCAUGAGCACUCGCAUACAGAGCAUCACCCCGGCCACAACUACAACCACAUGAAGGACAAGUUCAUGAAUGAACUCGGUCAUCUGCCAAUUCCCGUGUGGGCAGUGGCAGCUAUCGUCGUGCUCGUCCUGGUUUUGGUGGCGUGCUUCAUCUUCUGUCUUUUCAAGAAAUGCUUUGCGAAAAAGAAAAAGCCAAAGAAAGUGAGGGAGAGGAAAACAGGUCGCCGCAAAAAGGAAAAGGAAGGUGAAGGAGAGGCUGGAGAGAAGGAGGGGGAGGUGAAGAAGGAAGGAGAGGAAGAGGAGAAAGAGCAGGAAAAGUUGGGUAAGCUGGAGUUCUCGUUGGACUACAACUUCACAGACGCCCAGCUUAUAGUGGGUAUCCUUCAGGCUCAGGACCUUGCAGCUAUGGACAUGGGGGGGACCUCAGACCCCUAUGUCAAAGUCUUUUUGUUGCCAGACAAAAAGAAGAAGUAUGAGACCAAAGUCCAACGCAAGAAUUUAUGCCCCGUUUUCAACGAGACUUUCAUUUUCAAGAUUCCGUAUGCAGAGCUGGGUGGAAAGACUUUGGUGCUGCAAGUUUUUGACUUUGACCGUUUCUCCAAGCAUGAUAUGAUUGGCGAGAUAAAAAUCCCAAUGAACAGUGUUGAUUUGGGCCAGCCGAUGCAACAAUGGAGAGACUUGGAGAGUGGUGAGAAGGAGGAGCAGGAAAAACUGGGCGAUAUUUGCAUUUCUUUACGAUAUGUCCCCACUGCUGGAAAACUGACCGUGAACAUCAUGGAGGCAAAGAACCUGAAGAAAAUGGAUGUUGGUGGUUUAUCAGAUCCAUAUGUUAAGAUUGUUCUGCAGCAAAAUGGGAAACGGAUUAAGAAGAAAAAGACAACGGUCAAGAAAAACACGCUCAAUCCUUACUUUAAUGAGAGUUUCAGCUUUGAUGUCCCCUUCGAGCAGAUACAGAAAGUGCAGGUCGUCAUCACAGUGUACGACUACGAUAAACUUGGGAGCAACGACCCCAUUGGGAAAACCUUCAUGGGUUAUGGAGCUACAGGAGUUGGCCUGCGUCACUGGUCAGAUAUGCUCGCCAAUCCCAGACGUCCAGUUGCCCAGUGGCACACUCUCCUGCCAGAGGAAGAAGUCGAUGCGGCAGUCAAAGCAAAACCUCGUUAA
Messenger RNA from Plectropomus leopardus (leopard coralgrouper), 1269 nucleotides. It is a transcript of the gene syt5b, whose product is annotated as synaptotagmin Vb. Gene Ontology annotation, molecular function: SNARE binding; calcium ion binding; clathrin binding. Gene Ontology annotation, biological process: calcium ion-regulated exocytosis of neurotransmitter; synaptic vesicle endocytosis. The record is from RefSeq and is a predicted model, not a curated record. NCBI's taxonomy places the organism in Eukaryota, Metazoa, Chordata, Actinopteri, Perciformes, Serranidae. Gene Ontology annotation, cellular component: dense core granule; synaptic vesicle membrane; plasma membrane.